GAAGGCGUCUUCGAUCCCGAGCGAGAAGUUGAUUUUGGACCGCAAAAAAUUAUUCGGCAAAUCGACACGUGUGGUGUAGGACUGCACUGUUGACUUCGUCGUUUUGCCUGCCAAAACGGAAGCAAAAUGAGUACGAUCCUGGAAAAAAUUGCUGCCAUCGAAAAUGAGAUGGCCAGGACGCAGAAAAAUAAGGCGACUGCCGGCCACUUGGGCUUACUUAAAGCGCGCCUCGCCAAAUUAAGACGAGAAUUAAUCACUCCCAAGGGUGGUGGUGGUGGAACUGGCGAAGGCUUUGAUGUUGCGAAGACUGGUGAUGCCCGAAUCGGAUUUGUAGGUUUUCCAUCUGUUGGAAAGUCGACCCUUCUGAGUAAUUUGGCUGGAGUUUACUCCGAGGUAGCAGCUUAUGAGUUUACGACGCUUACCACAGUGCCUGGCUGUAUCAAAUACAAAGGAGCAAAAAUUCAGUUGCUUGAUUUGCCUGGCAUUAUUGAAGGAGCAAAAGACGGAAAGGGUCGAGGUCGACAGGUCAUCGCUGUUGCAAGAACAUGCAGUUUGAUUUUCAUUGUACUUGACGUUUUGAAACCUUUGCAACACAAAAAGCUGAUUGAACAUGAACUAGAAGGCUUUGGACUGAGGCUAAACAAGAGCCCACCCAACAUUGUCUUCAGGCGAAAAGACAAAGGCGGCGUUAAUUUGCAAUGCAUGGUUACACAAAGUGAACUGGACUUGGAUACUGUCAAAACCAUCUUGUCUGAGUACAGAAUUCACAAUGCUGAUAUAACUCUCAGAUACGAUGCUAACUCCGACGACCUCAUCGACGUUAUUGAGGGCAAUCGAAUUUAUGUCCCGUGCAUCUAUCUUCUUAACAAAAUCGAUCAAAUCAGCAUCGAAGAACUGGAUAUUAUUUACAAGAUUCCCCACUGUGUGCCCAUUUCUGCGCAUCAUAAAUGGAAUUUCGAUGACUUGCUCGAGAAGAUGUGGGUGUACCUGCAACUUGUCAGGAUAUACACCAAGCCCAAGGGGCAACUUCCUGAUUACGAAUCACCAGUUGUAUUGCACUCGGAAAGACUAAGCAUUGAAGAUUUUUGCAACAAACUGCAUAGAACUAUUGCUAAAGAAUUUAAAUAUGCCCUUGUUUGGGGUUCCUCUGUGAAGCAUCAGCCUCAGAAAGUUGGCAAGGAGCAUAUUUUGAAUGACGAAGAUGUUGUACAGAUUGUGAAAAAAGUUUAAGUGCAAGAUGAAUCUGAGCAACGUGUGUCUUAAAAUAAUGGUUUCUACUCUUCAAAACACAAUAACCUAUUAUUUUAAAACUGGGCAAUGUUCUUGGGUAAACUAAAAUAAAUUUGCCUCAAAAUUAAAAUUAGAUUCUGUAA
This is a messenger RNA of Neocloeon triangulifer, 1373 nucleotides long. RefSeq names its product GTP-binding protein 128up (gene 128up). The transcript has 8 exons. Gene Ontology annotation, molecular function: GTP binding; GTPase activity. The coding region runs from base 127 to 1230 and encodes 367 amino acids. Gene Ontology annotation, cellular component: cytoplasm. Gene Ontology annotation, biological process: cytoplasmic translation. The record is from RefSeq and is a predicted model, not a curated record. Lineage: Eukaryota; Metazoa; Arthropoda; Insecta; Ephemeroptera; Baetidae.